AUGAGCCGCCACAGCGCUUCCUUGUUUAGCCUAUGUAUUCUGCUUUAUCUUUGGCCCAUUCACGGCCAAGAAUUGCACAACAUCACCCCCGUCGCUCCCCCGACCAAUGCAUCGCUGGAGGUGCGGAUUAUUAGUGCGCAGAUGCUGGAGCCCAGUAUGUCGUUGGGGCUGGUGUUUAUCGGUGCUGCCAUGCAUUUGGCCGUGCGACGCGCCAACGAGAAAUAUGCUCAAAGGGGACUGCGCUUUGUGGUGCGCCCCGUGGAGGGUAUGUACAGCCAGUCCUGCCUGACGGCCGGCACCUACGGGGUUCCCAACGUCACGGAUUACUACUACAUGCACCAUCUGGACCAGCACACGCCGGGAGUGUGCAACAUAUACUUCACACAUUCUUGUACAGACUACUUCCAAAUGCUAUGUUUAUCCAGCGAAUGGAAUGCCUUCUUUUUCAACAAUGGCAUCGCGACACUGCUGUCCUUUCCGCCGCGGUCCUUACCGGCGUACUCCAUUAACCUAGCCGGCACUGAAAUGAGUGUGGCGCGCACCCUAUGGCGUAUCAUGGGAAACUUUAACUGGUCGCACGUGGCCUUCAUCUUGGAUACAAAAUCACCCUCCAUUUUCUACUCCACCAUUCUAAACGCAGCCAAACGGCCUCCGCUGCGUGAUGGGCACGUGGACCCAUACGUCAGUAUCACCACGUAUCCCGUCCAGGCCAGUGACAACGCCUCCAUUGUCACCGGUUUGCUGCGGGCCAAGGAGAGCAGCCGCGUUUUCGUCCUUUUUGCAACAGCUUCCGUAUCCUAUCUGAUAACGGUUUUUCUCAGUAUCCAGCCUGUCCAAAAUAGCUACUACGGCAAAGCGUCGCUCUUCAACAACCCUACGCCCUUGAUGUUGAACCUAACGCGAAACUUUAUCUACAUGACCUUUCAUGAAUCCGGCGGCACAGAUUACAAACGGCAGAUGAACAGCGAUUUGCGGCAGCUGACGUAUGACCUCUACAACGUCACCUACGAACCAGGAUUCCAGCCAUUGAGCAACCAUCCGACUGGCAAGGCUUACACGUCCAUUGAGCUGAUUAGUCAAGUGCUGGCCGACAAUAUGGAAGAUUACCAGAAAGGGACUACAGCACAGCGCGCUGCCUUCUGCACCGGCGACCACCUCGCUUCGCUCUUCUUCAAUCAAACCUUCAAACUGCCGCAGGAGGAAGUGUCCAUCGAUGCUAGUGGCUUUUCCACCAUGGAUGUCGACAUCUGGAUGUUCGAUUCGCAGACCAGGAAUAUGAGCGUAAUUGCCGUGUAUCGUGCCGUCAGUGGUAACUUCGAAUGGCAGAACACUUCAGAGAUAGAUUGGCGGCCUCCACUGGAUGUCCCCCUGUGCGGUUUCUCUGGAACGGAAGGACCUUGUCGACCCCAAGGGGUCGUUUUUGCAAACAUCGUUGCGCCGGUAGUAGUGGUGCUACUUAUCGUAUUUUGUGCAGCACUCUUUGGAGUCCGGAGAAGACUGGGGCGCAACAUCAGAUCCGGCUAUUGGUGGCUGCUCAGCGAAGAAGACUUGGAUGCCGGUGUGGUGAUGGGCGCGACUGAAGUAGUCAAUCCCGUGUCAUGGAGAAGCACAACAGUAUGGAUGACCACGAUGGACGUCCAAGGAAGACCCAAUCUGUCGCUGUUGAGGAAGCUCGUGCCCGAUGCAACGCAUCCUAAUGUCAACGCGCUGCUGGGUGUGGUCAUUUUGCCGCAUCGGGCUUUUAUUCUCUCUGACUACUGCAAACGCGGGUCACUGCCGAUGAUCCUGGAAGUGAUGAAGCUAGACCAGGACUUCCAGUUGUCAAUGGCACGGGAUCUAGCCAAGGGUCUGAACUACCUGCACAACAGCAUCGGUCGACCGCAUGGGCAUUUACGUUCCGCCUGCUGCCUCAUCGACGACCGCUUCACACUCCGCAUCGGCCAGUUCGGGUUUGCUGCUAUUAGCCACGCCUUAUUCAAAGGCGUGGGUUUUUCUGCUCCCAAAAAAGCACAAGGCUUACCGGCUGACAUGUACGCUGCUGGCCAGAUCCUCUUGCUCAUCGUUCAUCAGCACACCACUAAGACCACCUCCCGACUGGCGGUCAAAGCAGCGUCGAUUGAAGUGGAAGCCGCGGAAACGGAUGCAGCCGGAUACGACGCAGAAAGCCGUUUGGUACUGCUGGCUAACAGAUGUCUCUACAGCAACGCCGCAUUGCGACCAACCGCCAAACAGCUGUUAACCGGCAUCGGGCGGUUGCGCGUUGCUGGUCAGUCGGCGUCGCGCAGUAUAGUUGAGCGUAUAAUUCGCCGCUUCGAGGCUUAUACGCAGGUUUUGGAUGAAGCGGUGCGAAUAAAGACCGUAGAACUACAGAUGGAACGGAAGCGGUGUGAUGAUCUCCUUAGGGAACUGCUUCCCAGAUCCGUGGUGGAGCAGCUCCGAAACCGGGAAGUAAUGGUGGCAGAGUAUUAUCCCUGCGUCAGCGUCUUUUUCUCGGACCUCGAUGGCUUCGUCACGUGGGCGAGCAGCGUGCUACCCGAAAUGGUCAUCGGCACGGUGACAACAUUAUUUUGCGCCUUUGACGGGGCUAUCCAGGAGAUGAACGUGUACAAAGUGGAGACGAUCCGCGACAGCUACAUGACAGUUAGCGGCAUCCCACCUCGGGGCGAUCACCACCAUGCUUCAGAGAUCUGCCGGAUGGCCGUUAAACUGAUGAAAGUGUUCGAAGAUAUUGAAGCAUCAUCGAAGAUGGAUGGUCAUUCAAGGGAAGAAAGAACUGCGGAGCCGGUUUCACUGCGACUGCGAUGUGGUAUCCACUCGGGUCCUUGUUGCGCCGGAGUAAUCGGCAUGCGCGUUCCGCGUUACUGUCUGUUCGGCGACACAGUGAACGUCGCGGCCCGCAUGAACAGUCACGGUGAGGGCGGCCGCAUCCACCUCAGCCAAGCUACCCACGAUCUGCUGGUUGGCAGUGACGCUGGACUCCGCUUCCGGCUGCAGGAAAGAGGAAUGUUGUCCGUUAAGGGCAAAGGGGACAUGCGCACAUUCUGGCUCUCAUCCUAACUCUCCUUACAGUCAUCGGCACCGGAAACGAUUUUCGGAAAACCCCUGAAAUCAGUUACC
Paramacrobiotus metropolitanus is the source of this 3117-nucleotide messenger RNA. Its product is annotated as atrial natriuretic peptide receptor 1-like. The transcript has 18 exons. The record is from RefSeq and is a predicted model, not a curated record. Lineage: Eukaryota; Metazoa; Tardigrada; Eutardigrada; Parachela; Macrobiotidae. The coding region runs from base 1 to 3057 and encodes 1018 amino acids. Gene Ontology annotation, molecular function: protein kinase activity; ATP binding; peptide receptor activity. Gene Ontology annotation, biological process: intracellular signal transduction; receptor guanylyl cyclase signaling pathway; cGMP biosynthetic process.